CUGUUGUUGUACGAGAGAACUGCACUGGAAAAUGUCUGCUAUAAGCUUUUUCUGGCCUUUUUCUUUAAAAGUCUCAGUGAGAACAUGGUUAUCUUAGCACAUUGACGCAGGUUAUCUAUCUGUAAAUGUGUAAACGCUUCAUAUUUCACAGACAGAAGGUGUUGCUAUCAGUCCUUUAAAAUGGCAACAUAUCUGGCCUUAGUCACUGUUCUUAUCCAGCUUCUAGUUGAUAAGGUGACGAGUGACAACAUCGACUUUUACAAUCUCAUGCCUGCCGUAGAAGGAACCCCUUAUCCCAAGAGUUUCAAGUGCUUCACAUGUAAACAAGCCACAGACAACUACAGCUGUAAUCGCUGGGCAGAGGAUGUAUGGUGCCCUCAAAAUACCCAGUACUGUAUGACAAUACAUCAUUUUAACCAUAAUGGGAAGACAAAGUCUGUUACCAAAAGAUGUGCAGUGCAUGAAGAAUGCCGAUCAUCAGGCUGUAAACAUCAUAAAAAUCCACAUCACAUGGAGUGUGUGUCUUGCUGUGAAGGGAUGGUUUGUAACGUAGAGUUGCCUACCAAUCACACUAAUGCAGUGUUUGCUCAGAGACGAACCCACAGCUCAGCAGCAUCAACUUUCAGGACCUGGAAUUCUGUUUUCCUGCUUAUAACAGCUUUGACUGGACUAUUACCAUUGUGAUCCUAAAUCAAAACAACCUGUACUGUGAUAAACAGUACUAGAAAUUAAUGACUCAUCACCACGGAGACGGCAUCCACGAUGAAAUACUAUUGCAUGCUGACUGAUGAAUGUUUUCAUUACAUCAUACCCAACAGUUGUUCAGCAUCCAAAGCCUUCAAAGGAAAUGGAAAAUGUGAUGUGGGCUCAGUUAUAUAGCUGCAUAAUGCAUUGUCCAGUCAGAUCCGAACGAACAAGAUCUGUUAAUGCAUUUCAAGUGCAGCUUGUGCUUACUAAUGAUGCUCUAAACAGGACAGGAAAACAGACGUAGUGUUAAGCAGCAAAGGCAGUGGAUGUUAAUAGUGAUGCCUCACUGGAUUUGUAUUGACCAAACUUAGGCUGUAACUGAGCAAUGAGAGUCUCUGUGCGAGGAGGACGGACUCGCUCGAUGGCUCUGAUCCCAGAUUCUGUCAAACAAACCAAGCACAGCAAAAAGAAUAUGAGGAACGUAUUGUUCCUUUUAAACAAUGUGGAAGACUUAAAGAGAUCUUGAUCGCAGAGAUACAUCACUUGUUUAAAAGCAUGGGCCAGGAUAAAUCACAAAAAAGCACUAAUGAAUGAAUUAAGUAUUUAUGAUAUAGGCCGUUGUGGUUUGCCUAUAGCCACUGAGUUUAUUCCUUGGCAUUUUAUUUUCCCAAAGAAAUAAUAAAAUACUGUGCCUAAUUAUACAUGUGAAUUCAAGAACAAAAUGAAAUAUAAUUUAAAUACAAUUAUGUUUUAUAAACAUCCAAUACACAUGCAUGCAUUUCACUGGACGCAUUGCAAAUUGCAAUCUACACUUAGGUUAGCCAAAUUAAAUUUUGUUUUAACAGAAUCAGUGCUUCUAAAUAUUAUAAAUGAAAUAAACUUAAACUGCAGAUUUGUUUGUUGCUUAGAAAAACUUGACAGUAAGGUUGACCCCUUCGCAUGCUGGAUUGACGUGAGUUAAUAUGACAAAUAGUCUUGUUUACCUUCACUGGGUUGUAGCUCUGAGGCUUGUCAGAGAUUGUAAAUGAUUCCUCAUCUCUUUAAUCUAUAACAUACCGCUGUGCUUUUCGUGUGUGACCAGCGGGGCUCUCUGCACAUUUAACAUAAAGCUUUUAAAAAACUUCUCUCCUUGCUGAUCUGAAAACAGUUUUGUGUUUUUAUAUGAGACAGUCUGGGUUUGAAUUAAAAGGAGGGAGCUGAACCAUGAUCAGUACAAAAGAGCAACUCCACCCCCAGAGCCCAGAGCACAAUGAACAGAUUCCCAAGAGGAUCACGGUGUGGGACACAAAGCCAUGGAUCAUUUAUAUUAUUGCUGUCUGGAAUAAUGAGGAGUUUUUUUCCAGACUGAACAUAACAUAUUACUUCAAUAUUUUGGUCUUGGGUAUGGUUUUCUCUGUUCUUUAACUUCUUCGCCUAGAAAGAGAAAAUGUGUGCUCUGUGUAUUGCUUUAAAUCGAAUCACAGGUUUAAUAGGUUUGUGUGAGGGUAAGGUGCAGAGGAAGGUUUAGA
This is a messenger RNA of Misgurnus anguillicaudatus (oriental weatherfish), 2195 nucleotides long. RefSeq names its product LY6/PLAUR domain containing 6B (gene lypd6b). Gene Ontology annotation, molecular function: acetylcholine receptor regulator activity. Lineage: Eukaryota; Metazoa; Chordata; Actinopteri; Cypriniformes; Cobitidae. The record is from RefSeq and is a predicted model, not a curated record.